Messenger RNA from Lycium barbarum (goji berry), 622 nucleotides. RefSeq lists its product as uncharacterized. The transcript is spliced from 2 exons. The record is from RefSeq and is a predicted model, not a curated record. The coding region runs from base 11 to 469 and encodes 152 amino acids. NCBI's taxonomy places the organism in Eukaryota, Viridiplantae, Streptophyta, Magnoliopsida, Solanales, Solanaceae.
UGAGCAAGCCAUGACUCAAAGCACCACAGAUGGGUCCGAGAUUUCGCCAAAUGAUGCCGUCGGAAAGGUACUAGGAAAAGAGCAUUCUGGACGGGUAAGGUGCUUGGGAUUAGGAGUCGUCCCAAGUAGAGCUUUUAAACAAACAAGACCCCGUUAUAGUGAUUUGAAUGCUUCAAGUUACAAUAAUGGUUCAUGUUCUUCUCAAUGGCAAGAGAAGUACAAUCAGAUGUUGAGUGCUCACAACAAAAGCCAAGACAGCCUCAAUUUUCUGAUGAAUGCUCACACUGAAAUGAUGAGCGCUUUCAAGAUGUAUAUGAUAAGGAAAGAAGGGAGAAUACCUGAAGAAUUUGCUGGGAUCUUUGUUUCUACUACUCCUCCUUCAACGCCAAGUGAUGCAGCUAGUGGACACGCUUCACCCACGGACGUAAGAAGAUCAUUUGGUGGCAGUAAUCGUAAUGGCAACCAAUGAAGUUCCGUGCAAUUGUAUUAGACAAUUAAGUAUGGUAGUUGAUUGAAUAGACGUAGCAGAUCCUUUAUGAUUAGUGGUCUGAGUGGAUGUGUUUAAUGUUAGUUUUUGAGACUAAUGAGGAUACUGAUGUUGGAGUGAAUGUGUUUAAUAUUA